Molecule: messenger RNA, 1359 nt
Organism: Lepisosteus oculatus (spotted gar)
Lineage: Eukaryota; Metazoa; Chordata; Actinopteri; Semionotiformes; Lepisosteidae
Product: craniofacial development protein 2-like
Biological process (GO): chromatin remodeling
Cellular component (GO): nucleus
Molecular function (GO): catalytic activity
Source: RefSeq, a predicted model, not a curated record
AUGUUUCAAAUAUGGUACCCAAUAGUAGACCCCCCCAGGCCAGCAGGUAUCCAAAAAGCGACUGGGGAAGAGCAAGGAUCAUUUGUUAGUAAUCCGGGAUUUUAUGACGGAAAUGGGGGAAAUCCUUUGGGAAGCCCAGAUGCUGAUGCUGCCUGCGAUGAAAGAAAGAAUCUGCACUGCACGAAAACACACAAGAUCUCAACAUGGAACAUCCGCGGAAUGAGUCAAGGGAAACUGGACAUCAUCAAGCGAGAAAUGAUCAGACUCAACAUAGAUUUGCUUGGAAUCAGUGAAUUACACCGGAAAGAUAACGGCCACUUCCAAUUGGAUGACUUUUCAGUGUAUUAUUCUGGGCAUCAAGAACUUAGAAGAAAUGGAGUGGCUCUCAUAGCACACAAGAACAUAGCCCAUGCAGUCGAGAGCUACACCAUCUUCAGCGACCGCAUAGUGGCCAUCUGUAUCUGUGGAAAACCGCUAAAUGUCACGGUUUUACAAGUCUAUGCUCCAACAACAGAUGCUCCAGAAGAUGAAAGCGAACGUUUUUAUACCAAAAUCGAGGAAGCACUGGAACAGGUGCCCAAAAAGGAUAUCAUUUAUAUCAUGGGUGAUUUCAACGCAAAGGUCGGCAGUCAGGAAGAGGCGAACAUCAUAGGCCGGUGUGGAUUGGGCGAAAGGAACAAAGCUGGUGAUAGUUUGGUAAAAUUCUGUCAUGAAAACCAUUUCAGGGUUUCAAAUACAUGGUUCAUGCAACCAAAACACUGUCUGUACACCUGGACAGCCCCAAAUGGACAGCAUCGUAAUCAGAUAGAUUACAUUCUUUGCAGUCAACGCUGGAAAAGUUCAGUUCUCACCAUCAAAACUUUCCACGGUGCUGACUGCGGUUCUGACCAUGAACUGCUUGUAACCACCUUCAAGGAACACAUACCAUACAAGAAACUAGAGAAAAGGAGCAAGUGGCUGUCGGCAGAAACCAUCAAAGUCGCCGAUCAAAGAAGAGCAGCCAAAGCCACUGGGGACCGAGAUGAGGCUAGGAGGCUAAACGCGGAAUUUCAAAGGGCAGCAAGGAAGGACAAAGAAGCAUACUGGGAUCAGCGAUGCAAGCAAAUGGAGGAGGACUGUCGAAAAGGUCACACCAGAAAUCUCUUUGCACCGGUCAAGAAAAUUCGAACUUAUUUCACUGCCCGCAAAGGAGCAAUCAAAGACAAGAACAGGAAGGUCCUGACUGGCCAGCAAUGCAUCAGAAGCAGAUGGCGAGAAUACACGGAAGAGUUGUAUGCAAGCACUAGCGACCCUGAGACACCCCACGACAUCCCAGUGAAAAUGGAGCCAGCUAUUUUGGAUGAGGAAGUCGGGCGCUGA